AUCAGAGCCUCGGCGGCUGCGUCCAGAGUCGCGCGUGCUGGCCAGAAAGCCCCUCGCGUGGAUCUGCCAAGCAUCGCUGCUCGCGUUGGAGGAGCUCACUUUUUCGUUGGAGGAGCUCACUUUUUCUCCCGCUUCAGCUACAAUUGCCCGUGCAAAGGAAGACUGCAGGGCCCUAGGCUGAAGGUUAAAAGCCCACGGAAGGAACAUGAGGUUCCCUUGGAGAUCAUUCAAGAGGAAGAUGGAAGGAGCCAUUUGUAAUUGAGUAAAAGUACAGGCUGCAAGACUGGAGCCUGAGGGCUGGCAGUGGAAAACUCUAUUGGGCUGUGAUCUCUCACUGAAAAGUCCCAAGUGCCUUUUUGCUUCCUGCAAAAGGAAGAAAGACAAGGAGACCAUGUCCAUAGCCCUAAAGCAAGUGUUCAACAAGGACAAGACCUUCCGACCCAAGAGGAAAUUUGAACCUGGCACACAGAGGUUUGAACUGCAUAAACGAGCGCAGGCAUCUCUCAAUUCAGGUGUGGACCUGAGAGCAGCUGUGCAAUUACCCAACGGGGAGGACCAGAAUGACUGGGUGGCUGUGCAUGUGGUGGACUUCUUCAAUCGCAUCAACCUCAUCUAUGGCACCAUCUGUGAGUUCUGCACUGAGCGGACCUGCCCAGUGAUGUCAGGGGGUCCCAAAUACGAGUAUCGGUGGCAGGAUGACCUCAAGUAUAAGAAACCAACUGCACUGCCAGCUCCCCAGUACAUGAACCUGCUUAUGGAUUGGAUUGAAGUCCAGAUCAACAAUGAGGACAUAUUUCCAACAUGUGUUGGUGUUCCCUUCCCAAAGAACUUCCUUCAGAUCUGCAAGAAGAUCCUGUGCCGUCUUUUCCGGGUCUUCGUCCACGUCUACAUUCACCACUUUGACCGGGUCAUUGUGAUGGGUGCAGAGGCUCAUGUCAACACCUGCUACAAACACUUCUAUUACUUCGUCACAGAGAUGAACCUCAUAGACCGCAAGGAGCUGGAACCCUUGAAAGAGAUGACAGCCAGGAUGUGUCACUAGCAUUCCGCCUCAUCUCCCGGAAGAAAGGAACACUCCCAGGAGUCCCCAUGGGACAGGAAGUGGCUCUCCCUGGCUGAAAUGGCCCCUACUUCCAGUACCGGAAGGCUGGAGCCCCACAAGGACUUCUGAAAGAUGUCUCCUACCCACUUCGUGCGCUCUUAACCCUCUAAGUGCUGCUAGCCAGGGCCUGCAAGCCAGACAGACCACAGCAUGAAGGACCGGCCUUGCCCCCUGAGGCUGAAGAUAGUGCAGGAGAGGCCCCUGCAUUUCCACCCAUGUCAUACCUCUGCCUGUGACCUCACCCCUAGGCUUUACUGGAAUUCAGGUUUUGAGACUGUUGUUGUUCUUUUCCG
This is a messenger RNA of Phodopus roborovskii (desert hamster), 1395 nucleotides long. RefSeq names its product MOB kinase activator 3B (gene Mob3b). Gene Ontology annotation, molecular function: protein kinase activator activity. Gene Ontology annotation, biological process: positive regulation of protein phosphorylation; signal transduction. The coding region runs from base 392 to 1042 and encodes 216 amino acids. Gene Ontology annotation, cellular component: cytoplasm; nucleus. The transcript is spliced from 4 exons. NCBI's taxonomy places the organism in Eukaryota, Metazoa, Chordata, Mammalia, Rodentia, Cricetidae. The record is from RefSeq and is a predicted model, not a curated record.